GCACACCGGAAUAAUAAUAAAAAAACUAGCUUUUCCCAAUUUUUAUUAAUUAAAGAGCGUGCAGCAUGAGUCAAAAAGUUAUUAAAUACAUUGGCCGCACCACCGACUUUCGGGGCAACACCUUAUGGGAAAUCGUAGGCAAUCUACCCGACUGGGGUAUCGGUCGCAUGGUCAUACGUAACAUGUUUCAACGCUACCCGGAGCCCUGCUAUAUGCGCAUAUUGAAAGUUCAAGCAGUGGACGAGCAGGCCGACAACGAACGCAAAGUGCGCGUCACUGUGGAGAAGACCUGGCGAGGAGUCACCCAGCCAAAGCCCGUGGAGAUCUACAGCACCAGCUAUAAGGCUGACUACGAGCUGGUGCCUAUAGACCAAGAGCACAAAUAUCUAGACAAUAAGAAAAAAGUGGGUUCUGUUGUGCUGCCAACGAAGAUUGAACUGCCGCCGCUGCUGCGGGAAUAUGUUAAAGAUGAAUCUGGUGAUCCAAACCCUUUGAUUAAUGUGCACUUCAAGAAGACGCACAAUAAGCAGGCACGUCUAGCCAAAGACGGCGAGCAGGCGACGCUCCAACUAUCGAUGGACAUAGGCAAGCCAACAAGCGUGAGCGCAAAGCUCUACGAUGGUUUGAUAUAAUGGAUGCAGUGCCUCAACUCGACACCUCUUGUUGCAUUAUUAA
Drosophila hydei is the source of this 675-nucleotide messenger RNA. RefSeq lists its product as uncharacterized. NCBI's taxonomy places the organism in Eukaryota, Metazoa, Arthropoda, Insecta, Diptera, Drosophilidae. The coding region runs from base 66 to 632 and encodes 188 amino acids. Gene Ontology annotation, cellular component: mitochondrion; mitochondrial small ribosomal subunit. Gene Ontology annotation, biological process: mitochondrial translation. The transcript is spliced from 2 exons. The record is from RefSeq and is a predicted model, not a curated record. Gene Ontology annotation, molecular function: structural constituent of ribosome.